UAAGAAGGAAAUAUCUUCAAGUGAACGAGGGACCUACAUAACUGUACCGCGUGUCUGGGUCAGGGGGCGGUCCGCCACGUUAUAGUAUACUCUGUAUAUCGGACAGGUGUAUCCCAUUCUGACUUCACGAGUUCUCGCGUACACCUUGCUGGCACGCAUCUAGCUACCGCGACCCUGAGACUAUCACCGCAAUAUCACGAGACUUAUCCCGGCGUGCGUUGUCACACGGCGAACAAAACAAAAAAAAGAGAGGUCCCUCAAUAUUGCCGGUACGAGGAGUCAAGUAUGAACAAAUAGUUCGCGCUUUUUUUUUAUAAUUUUAAUUAAAUACAAUAAAAAAAUACCCAUAAAAGAAAUGUAAUGCAAGUGACGUGUUUUUAUUUUUGGACCUGAAAAUUUGUGCGAUUUUGUGAUUUUCUUUUUCUUCUUCUUAAUUUGUGCCAUUUUGGAAGACUUCACAUUUUGUGGAAAAGGUAGUUUUAGUGAAUAAAUGUGACAACUAAAUAGUGGUUACUUCAAAAUUUUCAAUUUCGUGCUAUUACCAGGUUGUUAAAAUAAUAGUGCGCAUAUUGGGUCACCGUGGACGUCAACGCGGCAUGCGGUUACAUAUUCUCGUUUUAGCCUGUCUCCUUUUCAAGGGGCUGGCUACCGGCGAAGAAGUCGAAGUAGUGGAAGCGAUACCAGGCGAGGAGAAUCGAAACGAAAAUUCGGCCCUUAAUCGUCAGGACACUGAGAUAAGUGACUCCGAUCAAUUGGCAUUGGAAUCGCUGAACGAAAAGGAUGGCGGCACUGCACACUACAAAUCGGGAGGUCAUCGAGGACAUCCAUUACCACCAGGCAGAGGUGCAAUGUCGCAUCUCGCACGGCCACAUCACAAUGUCGCCUAUCAUGGACCACCGCCUCCAUUACCGUCAAAAACUCAACCCGAUGCCAUGGACAAGGUCUACAAUGUUGGCCCGGCUGGCGGUGAUAAUUGGCCGGCAUUAACUCCCGAUAUGCCGAAAAUAAUGUCACUCGACGUGAAAUGCGAGAAGAAUUUGAUGAAAGUCUAUUUGAGUUUCGAUAAACCAUUUUAUGGUAUAGUCUUUAGUAAAGGCCAUUAUAGCAAUGUAAAUUGCGUUCAUCUACCUGCCGGUCUCGGGAGAUCGUCAGUCAACUUUGAGAUCAGUAUUCAUGCCUGCGGCACUGCUGGGAACACGGAGAAUGGUCUUUAUGGAUAUGGAGCCGAAUCCGGAUCCGGGACUUAUUUCGAGAAUAUUAUAGUCAUACAGUAUGAUCCCCAGGUGCAAGAGGUGUGGGACCAGGCACGAAAAUUACGAUGCACUUGGCAUGAUCUGUACGAGAAAUCAGUGACCUUUAGGCCAUUCCCAGUGGAUAUGUUGGACGUGGUUCGCGCUGAUUUCGCUGGCGACAAUGUGGGCUGCUGGAUGCAAAUCCAAGUUGGCAAGGGACCCUGGGCAUCGGAGGUUUCCGGUCUGGUGAAAAUUGGACAAACAAUGACAAUGGUUUUGGCAAUUAAGGACGAUGAUUCUAAAUUUGAUAUGCUUGUGCGCAAUUGUAUGGCGCACGAUGGUAAACGAGCGCCAAUUCAAUUGGUCGAUCAGAGGGGAUGCAUCACAAGGCCUAAGCUGAUGUCGCGUUUCACUAAAAUUAAGAAUUUCGGUGCAAGCGCCUCGGUAUUGUCAUACGCACAUUUUCAGGCAUUCAAAUUUCCCGAUUCAAUGGAAGUGCAUUUCCAGUGCACAAUUCAAAUUUGCAGGUAUCAUUGUCCUGAUCAGUGUGCUGAUUCAACGUCGUUACUUGACUCUCAGGCUGGACUCCUUGAGAAUCAUCAGGUGGGACAUGGACGUCCUGAUGCUGGAUAUGGUCCACCUUUGCCACUCGAAGCUUAUCUACAGGCCGCUGUAGAUCGACCCAGAGACGAGAGGCGAAGAAAGUCCCGUGAAGUUGUACAGUCACCUGAAAAUAUAAUUGGUGUAAAGAGAAUAAUAAGAGUUGUGUCAACGGGCGAUUUGACGUUUGCCAUUGACGAUACAAAUAAUAGCGAACCAACGAGUGCAACAAUGGUAUUUCCAAUUAAGGACCCAGUGCCAAGUUCAAGUAUGAUUUGCAUGACCACUCCUGGAUUUGCACUUACAUUGAUUGUACUUUUGGCCGUUCUGCUGACCUCAUGCAUCCUCUCGGCCUAUCUUUGCAUUCGCCUUCGACCUCUAAGUAAAGACAAGAAAAACAUUCAAAUUCCAACAAUCAGCAAUCAAAUUCCCAAGAAACCAAUCAAGGCUGCGUGCUUCUAUUCUUAGGUUCAAGUAAAAUUGUUCGAUGGGAUUUUCAUUGAAUCCAAUGUGUUCAGUUAUGCCAGUGCCGCGCAAAUAAAUUGCCGCGGGAACAAAGUGGCGAAAAGUGCUUGAAUAAAAGCCAAAAAUUCAGGAGCUUUUCGACGUUAUAUUUAUAUAUAUAUAUAUUUAUAAUAUAUAAAUGAAAAUGAAGGUCGAUGGCAAUAUAUGCAACCGAGAACAGGGUAAUUUUGCAAUAGCAAAUUUCUACCCAUUUUACCAAUAAUUGAAAGUAGAGUCUCGCUUCUGUAUACCUGGAAAAAAUGUCUGAUAUAGUCUCUAGUUAUUUAAAAUACAAUUUUUAUUGAUUUAGUCCCUUUAAAAAGAAAAAUAACAAAUCAUCAUCAAAAAAAAAAUCGACAAAAAAAAAGGAAAAUAUGGAGAAAAUAGAUCAAUCAAAGAUUAAUUAAUUGUCUGCGCAAAUAUUACGAAAUUGCUUUUUUCCUCUCUCGUUUGGAAUUUUUUUUUGUAAUUUGCGUAAUUAUACUUUUUUCUAUUGUAUGAGAAAUUAUUUAUUUUGAAAAAUUAUUAUUAUUUAAUACCGAAAAUAAAUUUAUGUAAUUAAAUUAGCUAAGUUGAUUAAAAAUUACAACUGAAACUUCUUAUCUUUAGUAGUAGGGAAUAAAUUUUUAAUCGAAAAAACAUUCAAAUUGGAACUGAA
Molecule: messenger RNA, 2994 nt
Organism: Leptopilina heterotoma
Lineage: Eukaryota; Metazoa; Arthropoda; Insecta; Hymenoptera; Figitidae
Gene: dy
Exons: 7
Coding region: 597-2300 (567 amino acids)
Source: RefSeq, a predicted model, not a curated record